Molecule: messenger RNA, 471 nt
Organism: Caenorhabditis remanei
Lineage: Eukaryota; Metazoa; Nematoda; Chromadorea; Rhabditida; Rhabditidae
Exons: 1
Coding region: 1-471 (156 amino acids)
Source: RefSeq, a predicted model, not a curated record
AUGUUCUUGAAACUUCUCAAAAUGAAGUGUGAGUAUAUCAAUUUAACCCUCAAGUAUGGCACUGUCGAGAUGGAAGUUUUUCUUGAUAACAUGGAAAAACUCGAACUAGAGCUGUAUACGAGUGGACAUGUAGAAUUCAGAUAUGGACAGAAUGUGAUUUUAUGUCGCACAAUGGGAGUCCAUCCAAUGGACUAUGCUGUUUCAAUUAUGGACGUCCUGCAUUGCAUGUCGAUUUAUUUUUUCAAAAUCGCUGAAAUAUCUCCAUGCAAUGUUCUCCCUCUUCUUGUGAACCUCCCGAAAAUUAAUAGAGUCGUUGUUCACAGCGAUUUGUCCGCCGCUUUUCUAGUACACUCACGGCUACUAAAAGUUCUGAGAAUCGUUUUUCCAGUAUCUUCUGAAAUGCCAUUCCCCAUUUCUUCCUAUCCCACAAAUAUCACCAAGAGAUUCUCCAAGAGAAUUUUGACGCCGUGA